CCCCUGUUCACGCUCUGUCUCUGUCUCAAAAAUAAAGAAACGUCUACAAAAGAAAAGAAGUCAAGUUGAGCUUUCUAACGGUAGUAUUGGGGAAAUUUGGAGGGGUGAGUGUAUGAAAUAAAGAAUGUAUUGUCAGGCAACAGCUUCGUGACAUCACAGUUCACUUUAUGUAAAAACCAGAGGCUGCAUUGGUGGAGGAGAAGCUAGUGUUCAUCAUCGAGGUGUCUUGGCUCCCCAGUCUGAACCGGGUUUGUGCCACAGGCCGUGGCAGGGAGCGUGUCUGUUUCUUAAGUGGACCCACGUUCCGAAGGCUGAUAAACGUGUGAGCUGCUCGGGAUGACCGUUCUUGGUGCAAGAACUCCUUCCAGUUCCUCAAGCUGCAGGGGCAAAUCCCUUUAAUUCGGGAAUUAUCCCUUUCCUUUGGCUAAAACUCUUCAGUACUGGCAAGGGGACAGUAAUAAAGUGACAAAGUCCUUGCCUUUUCCCUUGCUGUUUGCAGUUGGGCAUGUUUCAUGGUAGCCACUGUGUCGGGCCCUGUGCACCUGUGGGGGUGAAGUGGCUCCACAAGGCUCGUCUGGGGCUCCCUCACCCCAAGUUAAACACAACAACAGAAAUGCAGCAACCAAAGAAAUCUUUACAGGUGGAAAGGACUUUGGGGAAUUUUCUUGGCCUUAAGAAGUUAAGCCAAUUAACUAGUCAGUAUCUGGAGUAGAGCAGAAAAAAUAGUAUGCCUGUGUUCCCUUGGGACUCAUUGGACAUUGUACAGUGACAUCUUCUGGGAUUUAGUCUGGGGUGCGCAGACUGGUGCCUAAGAUGGAAGUAGAUGUUAAUGGAGAGUCCAGAAGUACCCUGGCCACCCUGCCCUUGCCUGUGGCGGAGGCGAGCUCCCCAGGAAAGGCAGAAGCAGAGAAGCCGCGCUGUUCCAGCACGCCGUGCUCGCCGAUGCGCCGGACUGUGUCGGGCUACCAGAUCCUGCACAUGGACUCUAACUAUUUGGUGGGCUUCACAACUGGUGAGGAACUCCUGAAGUUAGCCCAGAAGUGCACAGGAGGUGAAGAGAGUAAGGGAGAGGCUGUGCCUUCCAUGCGCUCCAAGCAGCUGGAUGCAGGACUUGCACGUUCCUCUCGUUUGUAUAAAACCAGAAGUAGGUACUACCAGCCAUACGAGAUUCCGGCGGUCAAUGGCAGGAGGCGAAGGCGGAUGCCCAGCUCGGGAGACAAGUGCACUAAAUCUUUACCUUAUGAACCUUACAAGGCCCUCCAUGGGCCCCUGCCUCUUUGUCUUCUUAAAGGUAAGAGGGCUCACUCCAAAUCUCUGGACUACCUCAAUCUAGAUAAAAUGAACAUCAAGGAGCCAGCCGACACCGAAGUGCUCCAGUACCAGCUUCAACACCUAACCCUCAGAGGGGACCGUGUGUUUGCUAGGAAUAACACAUGAAUGACUUACAGAGAGUGCAGACCAGUCUAGGCCAGCCUGCGCUUGGCGGGAAAAGACCAGUCUAGGCCAGCCUGCGCUUGGCGGGAAACCCACUGUUGUACUCUGUACAGGACUCUUCAUGUUACAGAUGGUUAUAUCAGCUCAGCGUUCCUGGAACAGAAAAAUUGUUUGGAUCAGAUUUCAAAUGCAGGGAUGAAAUCACAGGUACUUUGGGGGAAAUCAUUCUAGAGCACGCAACUGCAAAGAACACAGAAUGUUGGCCGUUAGUCUAUAUAGCUUUUUAGCUAGGAAAAAAGGCUUCGGGUACAGUAAUACCAUCUUUAUGAUUCUGACACUCAAAUUGGGAAUGUUAUAUGCUUGGUUGUUGCUGACUUGGUAUGAUUCAUUAGAAAUUGAUAUCCUUAAGUACUCAAGUACUUCUUUAAUCUCUGUAUUUUACUAUAAAAUGUAUGUAAUGAUUUGUUUUACGAAAUUUAGAACUUGAACAUUGCUGAAUUGGACCACUUUUUAUUUUUAAAUAUUGAGUUUAAAGAUUUUAUAACUGGUUUUGCACUGAAAAAAUUAACAUUUCAGAUUGACAAGAGAAUAAUCUUUCUUCACUUGCCUCAAUAAUACUAUUGAGCAAUGAAUUUUUUUAUUUCCGCAUGGAAAGUUAUUGAUCUCUAUGGCUGUAAAAUAUUUCUUUAUAGCAUUAUUAAAGUGUGUCUUAAUACAAUUAAAUUUGGGAUACAAAGUAUUUAUUUUACAAUGGGUGGGGGGAAGCUUUUCCAGAAAGUUUCCAAUACGAAGUUUUCAUAAGUUAAAAAAGUUUCCUUAGUGCUUACUUUCUAAGUUAAAAUUCAUCUGGAACUUUAAAAUGGAAAGGAUUCUUUUAAUUGUGGAUGAUAGGCAUAAUACUGUUUGCAUCUGAAUGUUCUGUAAGUGAAUGAAACUUUAAUAGAAGGACUCAUGAUUUCUACUAUCGAAUGCUUAAACUAAGUAUGAAGUGAUACCAUUCAGCAUGGCAUCGGGUCAUUCCAGUUUUAGUUCUGUGCAGCUCAAAGCGCUCAUUGAAAUUUCAGUUUCUAGGAUUAGUGUGGGAGCCUAAAGGGCUUCUACAGUUUUAAUGGGUUAAUCCUGGAUUACUUAACAAUUUAUGUCAAUUGCACUGGUUUAAUUUGUUGCUAAAGAAAUAAUGCCCUGGCUUUAGUAACAAAUACAGCUCAACUAUUCUUGAAUAUAUUUUGAGGAAAAUGUAUGUAACUUAACCUUUUGUAAAAGUUUCUAUUUUUUUUUUUUCUUUUUUGACUCUUGAAGGUGCAAUUUAUUACCGAAUUGGCAUUUCUGGCAGCAUAGAACUGCUUAUUUGAAAUUUUAUUUUGGAGACUGGUUCUUAGGUGUUAGCCAUCUUGCUUAUAAAAUAAGAACACCUUUUGUUAAUGAGUGGGUCAUUCCUGGUGCAGAUAAUGACUUUUAUUUAGCCAGAAUGAAUGGCUAACUCUAUGUAGAGCAGAGUAAGUAUUAGAAAACCCUAGGAACUCUUUAAAUCAACAUUUAUUAUACUUUCACUGAGGCAAAUCAUGUGAAAGAGCCUUGGGGAAGUUGACCCAUAUCUUAAGACUGUGUUGGUCAGAUUUCUUGGUGGGCUGGAAAUUUUCAGCUGUUGUAUAUUUUAAAGUAAAUUGCACCUUUGUAACAUAUUGUAUUGACGAAUGAUCACUAAGAUUAACUAUAUCUAUACAGUCAUUAGUUUGACAAGAAAUAGAAUCCUGUCAGAUGCCAAAGAGUUGGGAUUUUUACGUUUAAUGAUUAAACACCGUUAUUUAUUGAUGAUUUACCCUGUGGAACUGUAUUAUUUCUAACUAUGAAAUAAAAGGGUGAUGUAAACACA
Lynx canadensis (Canada lynx) is the source of this 3307-nucleotide messenger RNA. RefSeq names its product macrophage immunometabolism regulator (gene MACIR). The coding region runs from base 814 to 1437 and encodes 207 amino acids. The record is from RefSeq and is a predicted model, not a curated record. Gene Ontology annotation, biological process: negative regulation of fibroblast migration; negative regulation of cytokine production involved in inflammatory response. Lineage: Eukaryota; Metazoa; Chordata; Mammalia; Carnivora; Felidae. The transcript has 3 exons.